Ictalurus punctatus (channel catfish) is the source of this 4367-nucleotide messenger RNA. RefSeq names its product serine protease 23. The transcript has 2 exons. NCBI's taxonomy places the organism in Eukaryota, Metazoa, Chordata, Actinopteri, Siluriformes, Ictaluridae. The record is from RefSeq and is a predicted model, not a curated record. Gene Ontology annotation, molecular function: serine-type endopeptidase activity. Gene Ontology annotation, biological process: proteolysis. Bases 279 to 1394 code for a protein of 371 amino acids.
GUCACGUGGUGCCGAACCGCAGCCUGGCUGUGUCUCGCGCUUGCCUCCACCCGCUCAGCGCCCGCACAUGGAUGGACUCGCUUCCUGUCACAGCACGUUUUCCUCCAGGAAGCCUUCGUGAGGACUUCUGGCGAGAUGAUAUCCAAGGAAGAAGGGAAUGAGCGACGCGACCUCACCUUCACACCCCACUCCUCAUCUCUUUAAACGGACACUGUGUGGAUUUUCAGAAUAACCUAACACCUGAUCUCACUCUGACCCUCAGCUCCAGUUCUACCAAUAUGGCAUCCUUGCUCCAUCCUGUCCUGUUCCUUCUACUUCCAUUACUACAUGUUCAGUCAAACUCCCAUCAGAAGCCCCAGUGGCCUUUGCAGCGUGUGCCUGUAGUCCUUCCUCAACAGAUUGAGGAGCGGCCGCCCCCUAGUUUCAUCGGCCCAGCUCAUCUGGAAGUGACCUCUUCCUGUGGUCCCGAGUGUCACAAGGAAGCCCCAACACCAAGCUACUGGGACCUGCGACACUUCCUGUCCUACGAGACUCUCCACUCCAAUGGUCAGCUGACUGAGACAGUUGUAGGAAUCUAUGGCUUCAAUCCAAACAUGCUGAAGAGCCCUGCUGCUGAGCCGGGGCGUUCCAGAACCAAGCGCCAGAUCUUUGGCCAUGAUGGUCGCUUCAGCAUUGUGGACCAGGACUUCCUGCUGAACUACCCUUUUUCAACUGCUGUGAAGCUGUCCACCGGAUGCUCAGGCACACUAGUGGGUAACCAGCAUGUUCUCACUGCAGCCCACUGCAUCCAUGAUGGAAAGAACUACGUCAAAGGUACACAAAGGUUGCGUGUCGGUUUUCUGAAGCCACGGCAAAAGGACCCACUAUCUAACAACAGCACUGACAACAAGAUGAAGUUCCAAUGGAUCAGAGUCAAGCGCACCCAUGUGCCCAAGGGCUGGAUAAAGGGCAAUGCUAAUGAAAUUGGCAUGGACUAUGAUUACUCUCUCUUGGAACUCAAGAAGGCUCACAAGCGCAAACACAUGAAGCUGGGAGUGAGUCCUUCUGCCCAGCAACUGCCUGGUAAACGAGUGCAGUUCUCCGGCUUUGACAACGAUCGACCAGGCCAGCUGGUCUACCGCUUCUGCAAAGCCGGGGACGAAACCUACGACCUUCUGUAUCAACAUUGUGAUGCUCAGCCUGGCGCUAGCGGCUCUGGAGUUUAUGCCCGGAUGUGGGACCGCAGGCGCCGCCGUUGGGAGCGAAAGGUGAUCGGGAUCUUUUCGGGACACCAGUGGGUCGACCUCAACGGUGCCCCCCAGGAGUUUAACGUAGCGGUGCGCAUCACUCCUCUUAAAUAUGCCCAGAUCUGCUACUGGAUCAAAGGGAAUUAUAUGGACUGCAGAGAAGGCUGAACUUAACCUUUAGUGUUAUCCUUACCUUUAGUAAAGUUCUAUGCAUCCUCUAGAUUCAUUCAAAUAGAGUUGAAACAACUAUGACUACAUGAAACACUGGCAUGUAAACACUGAACGAACUUAACACACCCAUUCACACUGUAACUACUCAGAAAUGACAAGAAUUUCCAGAAACUUAUAUACAGUUCCUUAACCAAAUAAUUUUGCACACUCUGCUUUAGUUUCACUUAGCCUUUACAAUAGUAUAGGAUCUAGGAUUCAUCUUUGAUAAGUCAACAAAACUGUAGUUAAUCUUUCAAUUCGCGCAAAAUAGCAAACAAUUCUGAAUAGAUGGAAAGAACAUGAACGUAGCAGAAUGGACCUGAUGUCAACCAAAGAUGGAUUUUAAUGACUGUACAAAGCACUGUAGUCUUUAAGGCUUUGUGAAUUGUUUGUGAAGCAUGUACUCCAGUUCAACUAAAGGUGCUUUUUUUUUUUAUUUGCCUAUCCAAGUCAAACAUACAGAGAUCUUUGCCUACUGUAUAAACUCUCUCCAUGUCAUGGCAUGUGGUUUCUAUUCUGUUAGCGACCCCUAGUGGUCAAAGACAUUACAUCAAAUGGCCACAAGACCCAAGUUUCAAAGCGUGUUCGUGGACGGUGCCUUCUUACACUAAUCACAGAAUUUUUUUAUUUUAUUUUAUUUUUCAUUAAAUAAGUACAUGGAGAUGCAUAUGUUAUAUACUUAAAAUGUUAUAUACCAAUGUCAGCACCUAAAGCACUUUGAAUUUCUUUUAAAUUACUGAUUUCUUUAGUCAUUAACAGCUUUUUAUGAUAAUUCACUCUGUAUUAUACAAAUGUUUAUAAAAUGCCUUUGAAAAGACAUCAUUCUAACAUGUCACUGUUGACUCAACAUGUAAAUAUUUUAUAUGACAUACACUGAUCAGCCGUAACAUUAAAACCACCUGUCUAAUAUUGUGUGCCUUGAAGGGGUGUACUUGGUCUGCAGCAACGUUUAGGUAGGUGGUACGUGUCAAAGUAACAUCCACAUGAAUGCCAGGACCCAAAUUUUCACAGCAGAGAAUUACCCAGAACAUCACACUUCCUCCUCCAGCUUGCCUUCUUCCCAUAGUGCAUCCUGGUGCCAUCUCUUCCCCACGUAAGCGACACACACGCACCCAGAUUUUCAUGAUGUAAAAAGAAAACAUGAUUAAUCAGACCAGACCAGACUUGUUCCAUUGCUCCAUGGUCCAGUUCUGAUGCCACGUGCCCAAUGUAGAUUGGGUGGACAGUGUUCAGCAUGGGCACUUUGACCAGUCUACGACACAGCAAGCUGUGAUGCACUAUGAGUUCUGUCAACUUUCUAUCAUAGCCAGCAUUAACUUUUUCAGCAAUCUGUGCUCCAGUAGUUCUGCUGUUGGAUCUGACCAGACAGGCUAGCCUUCACUCCCCAUGUGCAUCAAUGAGCCUUGGGCGCAUGAGCCUGUCGCCGGUUGUCCUUUCUUGGACCACUUUUGGUAGGUACUAACCCCUGCAUGUCAGGAACACCCCACAAGACCGGCUGUUUUGGAGAUUAUCUGACACAGUCCUCUAGCCAUCGUAAUUUGGCCCUUAUAAAAGUUGCUCAAUCCAUAAACUUGCCCAUUUUGCCCAAUAUAUCCCACCCCCCCUUCCAGGUGCCCUUGUAACGAGAUAACGUUAUUCAUGUCACCUGUCCGUGGUUUUAAUGUUAUGGCUGAUCAGUGUAUUUUUGCAUUGUAACUCCUGUCUGACUGCUCAUUAAAAAUAAAUAAAUAAAUAAAUAAAUUACAUAUACAGUAUGCCAUACAAAGCAUAUCCUUUACAGAAGGUAAAGCCUGUAGUUUGCUUAUGUGUAAAUUUAAUCUUGACUAUGAUACAAUGUCUGGUACAAAUCUUCAGGCAAAUAUUUAGUCUGUGGGUUUUUUGUGCAUUACAAAAACAUUUUUCCAAACAAGACAUCCACACACUGAGAUAAUGGGAGAAGUUUUCUCGUUUUAUUCUGGAUGCCAUGGCAUUGGGAAAUAAUGCUGCAUUGUAUCAAAUACUGCAAGUCCGACAGACUACGGGCCCGGACCCAGCAUCUAUGUAGCCAUUACCAUGUUGAAAAUAAUGGCAGAAGGUAGGCUCCCAUAGCAUCCUGGGAUUUGGCACAGAGAUGAACUUAAAUAAACAGGAAACAAAGUGGCAUCUAUUAAGCUUCAAAACGCUGUUGCGACAGGAAAAAGUGGAGUCCAAGAAAAGAAAAAAAAAAAAAAGAAAAUUUAAAUGCACCAAUAUCAAGCUAUUGACAGUUCAUAAUCAUAAAAUACAGUAAUGCAAUGAAGAGAAAUAAUACAGCAUUCACUAUACAAGAUCGAAUUUCAUCCACUUGUCAGACCUCAAUCUCGAGUGCACAGCUGAACUCCUCUCUUAACUGGCUGCCCGUUUUGUUUUGUUUUUAAGAGCAUCUUUGGCGACAUUUGGACGUCGUGUGGGAAACGUGCUAAAAAGCAUGGACGCUUCUCCCCGUCUGCUUCUUUUUCCGCCGUUUGGUUUUUUUCCCCAAAAAAACUUUUACAUAGGGGAAGAAAUGACAUCACGUCAUGCAAACGUAAUGCCCUGCGUUCAUUCAUGUAACAGUAUACAAAAUAAAAUAUUUUCUUAAAUAGAUAGAAAUGUUGCAGGAAAAUAGAACCGUAUCAAAAGAAAUACCAGCUGGAGUUCACAGUCAUUUGAUAAAACACCCUAAAGCACACAUCACUGUGACUUGAGACCCAGGCUGUUGCUGUUCAGGGGGUACGAGUAGGCUUUGCCCAGCACUAUGCGGUCCCGCAGCAACUUGAACAGCACAUAGUAGUUGCAGAAGAGAAUGAGGCCCAGCGAAAGUGUGUGAUUCCAGCGCUCGGAGCGCAGCAGCGAGUACAGCUGGUAGAGCACCACGCUCGACUCGAUCCCGAUCAGAAGGUUCAGGAUCCGCAAUGGCUUAUGGAACAGGAA